CCAUGCAGAAAGCCCGGGGCACGCGAGGCGGGGACGCGGGCAUGAGGGCACCCCCCAGCCCCGGGGUGCCCCCGAAGCGAGCCAAGGUGGGGGCCGGCGGAGGGGCGGCGGCCGGGGCGCCUGUCUUCCUGCGGCCCCUGAAGGACGCGGCGGUGUUGGCGGGCAGCGACGUGCGGCUGCGGGUGGCGGUGAGCGGGACGCCCCAGCCCAGCCUCAGCUGGUUCCGGGACGGGCAGCCCCUGCCCCCACAGGCCCCUGAGCCCAGCUGCCUGUGGCUGCGGAGCUGCGGGGCGCAGGACGCCGGCGUGUACAGCUGCAGGGCCCAGAACGAGCGGGGCCAGGCCUCCUGUGAGGCUGUCCUCACGGUGCUGGAGGUCGGAGUUUUCCGCUCCUGCAGAAAGCAAAGUUACGACUCGGAGACGGGCGAGGAUGACAUCAGCGAUGUGCAGGGGACCCAGCGCCUGGAGCUUCGGGAUGACGGGGACUUCAGCACCCCCACGGGGGGCUCCGACACCCUGGUGGGCACCUCCCUGGACACACCCCCGACCUCCGUGACAGGCACCUCAGAGGAGCAAGUGAGCUGGUGGGGCAGCGGGCAGACGGUCUUGGAGCAGGAAGCGGGCAGCAGGGGUGGCACCCGCCGCCUCCCGGGCAGCCCAAGGCAAGCACAGGCAACCGGGGCCGGGCCACGGCACCUGGGGGUGGAGCCGCUGGUACGGGCGUCUCGAGCUAAUCUGGUGGGCGCAAGCUGGGGGUCAGAGGAUAGCCUUUCGGUGGCCAGUGACCUGUAUGGCAGCGCAUUCAGUCUAUACAGAGGACGGGCGCUCUCGAUUCACGUCAGCGUCCCUCAGAGCGGAUUGCACAGGGAGGAGCCUGAUCUUCAGCCUCAGCCGGCCAGUGAGGCCCCGCGUCGCCCCGCCCUACCGCCUCCCUCCAAAUCCGCGCUGCUGCCCCCACCGUCCCCUCGGGUGGGUAAGCGGCCCCCGCCGGGACCCAGCGCCCAGCCCCCCGCCACCCCCACAUCGCCCCACCGGCGCACGCAGGAGCCUGUGCUGCCGGAGGACGCCACCGCAGAAGAGAAGCGAGGGAAAAAGUCCAAGUCGUCGGGGCCCUCGCUGGCGGGCACGGCAGAGUCCCGGCCCCAGACACCACUGAGCGAGGCCUCUGGCCGCCUGUCGGCGCUGGGCCGCUCGCCCAGGCUGGUACGUGCCGGCUCCCGCAUCCUGGACAAGCUGCAGUUCUUCGAGGAGCGACGGCGCAGCCUGGAGCGCAGCGACUCGCCGCCGGCGCCCCUGCGGCCAUGGGUACCCCUGCGCAAGGCCCGCUCACUGGAGCAGCCCAAAUCCGACGGCGGAGCGCCCUGGGGCACACCCGGGACCUCGCAGGAGGAGCUUCGGGCGCCGGGGGGCAGCGUGGCCGAGCGCCGCCGCCUGUUCCAGCAGAAGGCGGCCUCGCUGGACGAGCGCACGCGGCAGCGCAGCCCGGCCUGUGACCUUGAGCUGCGCUUUGCCCAGGAGCUGGGCCGCAUCCGCCGCUCCACGUCGCGGGAGGAGCUGGUGCGCUCUCACGAGUCCCUGCGCGCCACGCUGCAGCGGGCCCCGUCCCCCCGAGAGCCUGGCGAGCCCCCGCUCUUCUCCCGGCCCUCCACUCCCAAGACCCCUCGGGCCGAGAGUCCCGCCACCGCCCAGCCACCCCCUCCGAGCGUCACGGGGAAGCUCGGGGACGAACAGGGGAGGCCCAGGAGCCGCGGGCCGGCAGGCAGGACAGAGCCGGCGGAAGGCCCGCAGCAGGAAGUCAGGCGCCGGGACCAGUUCCCGCUGACUCGGAGCAGAGCCAUCCAGGAGUGCCGAAGUCCCGUGCCGCCCCCCGCCGCCACCGAUCCCCCCGAAGCCAGGACGAGAGCGCCCCCGGGUCGGAAGCGGGAGCCCCCAACGCAAGCCGUGCGCUUCCUGCCCUGGGCCACGCCGGGCCAGGAGGGCACUGCUGUGCCCCAGACCUUGGAGAAGAACAGGGCGGGGCCUGAGGCCGAGAAGAGGCUCCGCAGAGGACCGGAGGAGGACGGUCCUUGGGGGCCCUGGGACCGCCGAGGGGCCCGCAGCCAGGGCAGAGGUCGCCGUGCCCGGCCCACCUCACCUGAGCUCGAGUCUUCAGAUGACUCAUAUGUGUCCGCUGGAGAAGAGCCCCUGGAGGCCCCUGUGUUUGAGAUCCCUCUGCAGAAUGUGGUAGCGGCUCCAGGGGCAGAUGUACUGCUCAAGUGUAUCAUCACUGCCAACCCCCCGCCCCAAGUGUCCUGGCAGAAGGAUGGGUCUGCGUUGCGCAGCGAUGGCCGCCUUCUCAUCCGGGCUGAAGGAGAGCGGCAUACCUUGCUGCUCCGGGAGGCCCGGGCGGCCGAUGCCGGGAGUUACACAGCCACCGCCACCAACGAGCUGGGUCAGGCCCGCUGUGCUGCCGCGCUGGCCGUGAGACCUGGAGGGUCCACAUCACCUUUCAGCAGCCCCAUCACCUCUGAUGAGGAAUACCUGAGUCCCCCAGAGGAGUUUCCAGAGCCUGGGGAGACUUGGCCCCGAACCCCCACUAUGAAGCUCAGUCCCAGCCAGAACCGCCGUUCCUCUGACACUGGCUCCAAGGCACCCCCCACUUUCAAGGUCUCACUUAUGGACCAGUCAGUAAGAGAAGGCCAAGAUGUCACCAUGAGCAUCCGUGUCCAGGGGGAGCCCAAGCCGGUGGUUUCCUGGCUGAGAAACCGGCAGCCGGUGCGCCCAGACCAGCGGCGCUUCGCGGAGGAGGCAGAGGGCGGGCUGUGCCGGCUGCGGAUCCUGGCGGCUGAGCGGGCCGACGCUGGCUUCUACACUUGCAAAGCGGUUAAUGAGUAUGGAGCCCGGCAGUGUGAGGCCCGCCUGGAGGUCAGAGCACAUCCUGAAAGCCGGUCCUUGGCCGUGCUGGCCCCCCUGCAGGACGUGGACGUGGGGGCCGGGGAGAUGGCGCUGUUUGAGUGCCUGGUGGCAGGUCCUGCUGACGUGGAGGUAGACUGGCUCUGCCGAGGCCGCCUGCUGCAGCCCGCACUGCUCAAAUGCAAGAUGCAUUUCGAUGGCCGGAAAUGCAAGCUGCUGCUCACGUCUGUGCACGAGGACGACAGUGGUGUCUACACCUGCAAGCUCAGCACGGCCAAAGAUGAGCUGACCUGCAGUGCCCGGCUGACGGUGCGGCCCUCAUUGGCGCCCCUGUUCACUCGGCUGCUGGAGGACGUGGAGGUGCUGGAGGGCCGGGCGGCCCGCUUCGACUGCAAGAUCAGCGGCACUCCGCCCCCUGCCGUUACCUGGACUCAUUUUGGCCACCAGGUGGAGGAGAGCGAGAACUUGCGGCUGCGGCAGGAAGGAGGUCUGCACUCUCUGCACAUCGCUCAUGUGGGCAGUGAGGACGAGGGGCUGUACGCAGUCAGCGCUACCAACGCCCACGGCCAGGCCCAGUGCUCGGCCCAGCUCUACGUGGAGGAGCCUCGGACGGCUGCCACCGGCCCCAGCUCAAAGCUGGAGAAGAUGCCCUCUAUCCCCGAGGAGCCAGAGCAGGGCGAGCUGGAGCGGCUGUCUAUGCCCGACUUCCUGCGGCCACUGCAGGACCUGGAGGUGGGACUGGCCAAGGAGGCCAUGCUGGAGUGCCAGGUGACCGGCCUGCCCUACCCCACCAUCAGCUGGUUCCACAAUGGCCACCGCAUCCAGAGCAGUGAUGACCGGCGCAUGACACAGUGUAUGUGUCUAGGGAGGGACCCUGGGGAGUGUCCCCUCUGGCACCCUCUGCACACACAGCCCUACAACUUGCUGCUGACCAGCUGCAGGACUGGCCUGCUCACUCCCAUUCCUCUUAAAGCUGAGACCCUCAAACAUGCUCAGGAGUGUUGUCACCUUCCCUUCCUCACCCCACCCCUGUGUAUUUCAGAGGCCCCUCGAUUUGAGUCCAUCAUGGAGGACGUGGAGGUCGGGGCUGGGGAAACCGCACGCUUUGCUGUAGUGGUGGAGGGGAAACCACUGCCAGACAUCAUGUGGUACAAGGACGAGGUGCUGCUGACCGAGAGUAGCCAUGUGAGCUUCGUGUAUGAAGAGAGCGAGUGCUCCCUGGUGGUGCUCAGCACAGGGACCCAGGAUGGAGGCGUCUAUACCUGCACUGCACGGAACCUGGCUGGCGAAGUCUCCUGCAAAGCAGAGUUGGCUGUGCGUUCAGCCCAGACAGCCAUGGAAGUAGAGGGGGCCGGGGAGGCCGAGGAACAGCGAGGAAGGAGACUCAGCGACUUCUAUGACAUCCAUCAAGAGAUCGGCAGGGGUGCCUUCUCCUACCUGCGGCGCGUAGUGGAGCGAAGCUCCGGCCUGGAGUUUGCAGCCAAGUUCAUCCCCAGCCAGGCCAAGCCAAAGGCGUCAGCGUGGCGGGAAGCCCGGCUGCUGGCCCGGCUCCAGCACGACUGCGUCCUCUACUUCCAUGAGGCCUUUGAGAGGCGUCGGGGACUGGUCAUUGUCACCGAGCUAUGCACAGAGGAGCUGCUGGAGCGAAUGGCCAGGAAACCCACCGUGUGUGAGUCUGAGAUCCGGGCCUACAUGCAACAAGUGCUCGAGGGAAUAUGCUACCUGCACCAGAACCAUGUGCUGCACUUGGAUGUCAAGCCUGAGAACCUGAUGGUGUGGGAUGGCGCAGAGGGUGAGGAGCAGGUGAGGAUCUGUGACUUUGGGAAUGCCCAGGAGCUGACUCCGGGAGAGCCCCAGUACUGCCAAUAUGGCACACCUGAGUUCGUGGCACCUGAGAUUGUCAAUCAGACCCCCGUGUCUGGAGUCACUGACAUCUGGCCUGUGGGCGUUGUUGCCUUCCUCUGUCUGACAGGAAUCUCCCCAUUUGUUGGGGAAAACGAUCGGACGACAUUGAUGAACAUUCGAAACUACAACGUGGCCUUCGAGGAGACCACAUUUCUGAGCCUGAGCAGGGAGGCCCGGGGCUUCCUCAUCAAAGUGCUGGUGCAGGACCGGCUGAGGCCUACCGCAGAGGAGACCCUAGAACAUCCUUGGUUCAAAACACAGGCCAAGGGCGCAGAGGUGAGCACGGAUCACUUAAAGCUGUUCCUCUCCAGGCGGAGGUGGCAGCGCUCCCAGAUCAGCUACAAGUGCCACCUGGUGCUGCGCCCCAUCCCUGAGCUGCUGCGGGCACCCCCAGAGCGGGUGUGGGUAGCCAUACCCAGAAGACCACCCCCCAGUGGGGGGCUCUCGUCUUCCUCUGACUCUGAGGAGGAAGAGCUGGAGGAGCUGCCCUCAGUGCCCCGGCCACUGCAGCCUGAGUUCUCCGGUUCCCGGGUGUCCCUCACCGACAUUCCCACUGAGGAUGAGGCCCUGGGCGCCCCAGAGGCUGGCACGGCCACCCCCAUGGACUGGCAGGAGGAGGGAAGGGCCCCCUCUCAGGACCAGGAGGCCCCCAGCCCUCAGGCCCUCCCCUCCCCAGGCCAGGAGCCCCAAGCUGGGUCCAGCCCCCAGCGGAGAGAGCUCCGGAGGGGCACCUCUGCCGAGAGUGCCCUGCCCCGGGCCGGGCCGAGGGAGCCGGGCCGGGGCCUGCACAAGGCAGCCUCUGUGGAGCUGCCACAGCGCCGAAGCCCCAGCCCGGGCGCCACCCGCCUGACCCGGGGAGGCCUGGGUGAGGGUGAGUAUGCCCAGAGGCUGCAGGCCCUGCGCCAGCGGCUGUUGCGGGGAGGCCCUGAGGAUGGCAAGGUCAGUGGCCUCAGGGGCCCCCUGCUAGAGAGCCUGGGGGACCGUGCCCGGGAUCCCCGGCUGGCACGGGCUGCCUCCAGCGAGGCAGCCCCUCGACACCAGCCCCCACCUGAGACCCGGGGCCUGCAGAAGAGUAGCAGCUUCUCACAGGGAGAGGCAGAGCCCCGGGGCAGGCACCGCCGUGCUGGGGCGCCCCUCGAGAUCCCCGUGGCCAGGCUUGGGGCCCGCAGACUACAGGAGUCUCCCUCCUUGUCUGCCCUCAGUGAGGCCCAACCACCCAGCCCUGCGAGGUCCAGCGCCCCCAAAUCCAGUGUCCCCAAGUCUUUGAAACCUCCUACCACCACACCCAGUGAUGCCCCGCAGCCCUUGGCACCCCAGCCUGCCCAAGAGAAGGCCCCAGAGUCCAUGCCGGAGCCGGUCCCAGCCCCCAAGCCCACACAGCCCUCUGUGACUCCGCAAACCCCAGUGGCCCCCCUCACACCUUAUGCCCAGAUCAUGCAGUCGCUCCAGCUGUCAGGUCACACGACGGGCCCCCUGCAGAGCCCUGGGGCAUCUCCAUCAGAGCCCAGACCCCACCCUGCUGUGUUUGCCCGGGUGGCCUCCCCACCUCCGGGAGCCUCCGAGAAGCGCGUGCCUUCAGCCGGGGCGCCCCCAGUGCUAGCCGAGAAAGCCCGGGUGCCCACAGUGCCCCGCAGGCCAGGUAGCAGUCUCAGUAGCAGCAUUGAGAACCUAGAGUCAGAGGCUGUAUUCGAGGCCAAGUUCAAGCGCAGCCGUGAGUCGCCCCUGUCGCGGGGACUGCGAUUGCUGAGCCGCUCGCGCUCAGAGGAACGCGGCCCCUUUCGCGGGGCCCAGGAGGAGGACGGCAUGUACCGGCCCAGCCCGGCAGGAACGCCACUGGAGCUGGUGCGACGGCCGGAGCGUUCCCGCUCCGUGCAAGACCUCAGGGCGGUCGGGGAGCCGGGCCUCGUCCGCCGCCUCUCGCUGUCGCUGUCCCAGCGUCUGCGGCGGACCCCGCCCGCGCAGCGCCACCCAGCCUGGGAGGCCCGCGGUGGGGACGGGGAGAGCUCGGAGGGCGGCAGCUCGGCGCGGGGCUCCCCGGUGCUGGCCGUGCGCAGGAGGCUCAGCUCCACGCUCGAGCGGCUGUCCAGCCGGUUGCAGCGCAGCGGCAGCAGCGAGGACUCAGGGGGCGCAUCGGGUCGCAGCACGCCGCUGUUUGGACGGCUGCGCAGGGCCACGUCGGAGGGCGAGAGUCUGCGGCGCUUCGGCCUCGCACACAACCAGCUGGCGGCCCAGGCCGGCGCCAGCACGCCUUCCGCAGAGUCCCUGGGCUCCGAGGCCAGCGCUACGUCCGGCUCCUCGGCUCCUGGGGAAAGCCGGAGGCGGCUUCGCUGGGGCUUCUCUAGGCUGCGAAAGGACAAGGGGUUAUCACAGCCAAACCUCUCUGCCAGUGCCCAGGAGGAUUUGGGUCACCAGUAUGUGCGCAGUGAGUCAGAUUUCCCUCCGGUCUUCCACAUCAAACUCAAGGACCAGGUGCUGCUGGAGGGAGAGGCAGCCACCCUGCUCUGUCUGCCAGCGGCCUGCCCUGCACCCCACAUCUCCUGGAUGAAAGACAAACAGUCCCUGCGAUCAGAGCCCUCAGUGAUCAUCGUGUCCUGCAAAGAUGGACGGCAGCUGCUAAGCAUCCCCCGGGUGGGCAAGCGACAUGCUGGGCUCUAUGAGUGCUCGGCCACCAAUGUCCUGGGCAGCAUCACCAGCUCCUGUACCGUGGCUGUGGCCCGCAUCCCAGGAAAGUUAGCUCCUCCUGAGGUGCCCCAGACCUACCAGGACACGGCAUUGGUGCUCUGGAAGCCAGGAGAUAGCCGGGCACCUUGCACAUACACGCUGGAGCGGCGGGUGGAUGGGGAGUCUGCCUGGCACCCUGUGAGCUCAGGCAUCCCUGACUGUUACUACAACGUGACCCACCUGCCAAUCGGUGUGACCGUGAGAUUCCGUGUGGCCUGUGCCAACCGUGCUGGGCAAGGGCCUUUCAGCAACCCUUCCGAGAAGGUCAUCGUCAGGGGCACACAAGAUUCCUCAGUUCUGCCAUCUGCUGCUCACCAAGACGCCCCUGUUACCUCAGGGCCAGCCAGGGCCCCGCCUCCUCACUCUCCUACCUCACUGGCCCCAUCCCAGACUCCCACCCCAGCUUCUGCUCCCCCAGCCCCUCAGUCAGCCGCUCUCAGCCCCUCAUGUCCCCCAACACCCCCCAGUCAGGCCUUGUCCUCCCUCAAGGCCGUGGGUCCACCACCCCAAACCCCCCCACGAAAGCACAGAGGCCUGCAGGCUGCCCAGCAAGCAGAGCCCGCCCCACCCAGUGCCCAGGCCACCCCAAGUGAGCCCAAGUCUUCCAUCCCUGACACUGGGACCCCAACCCCAGCCUCCACCCCUCAAGGGGUUAAACCAGCGUCUUCCUCUACUCCCCUGUAUAUGGUAACCUCCUUUGUGUCUGCACCCCCAGCCCCUGAGCCCCCAGCCCCCGAGCCCCCUCCCGAGCCCACCAAGGUGACUGUGCGAAGCCUCAGCCCGGCCAAGGAGGUGGUCACCUCCCCUGUGGGUGGUCCCCCCAGCUCUCCUGGGCCAGAGGGCACCGCUCUUCGACAGGGGCCCCCUCAGAAACCCUACACCUUCCUAGAGGAGAAGGCCAGGGGCCGCUUUGGUGUAGUGCGUGCAUGCCGGGAGAACGCCACCGGGCGGACAUUCGUGGCCAAGAUCGUGCCCUACGCGGCUGAGGGCAAGCGGCGUGUCCUGCAGGAGUACGAAGUGCUGCGGACAUUGCACCACGAACGGCUCAUGUCCCUGCACGAGGCCUACAUCACCCCGCGUUACCUUGUGCUCAUCGCUGAGAGCUGCGGGAACCGGGAGCUCCUCUGUGGGCUCAGCGACAGGUUCCGGUAUUCAGAGGACGAUGUGGCCACCUAUGUGGUGCAGCUGCUACAAGGCCUGGACUACCUCCACGGCCGCCACGUGCUGCACCUAGACAUCAAGCCUGACAACCUGCUGCUGGCCCCUGACAACGCCCUCAAGAUUGUGGACUUCGGCAGUGCCCAGCCCUACAACCCCCAGGCCCUGCGGCCCCUUGGCCACCGCACAGGCACGCUGGAGUUCAUGGCUCCUGAGAUGGUGAAGGGAGAGCCCAUCGGUUCCGCCACGGACAUCUGGGGAGCGGGUGUGCUCACUUACAUCAUGCUCAGUGGACGCUCCCCGUUCUAUGAGCCAGACCCCCAGGAAACAGAGGCUCGGAUUGUGGGGGGCCGCUUUGAUGCCUUCCAGCUGUACCCUAACACCUCCCAAAGCGCCACACUCUUCUUGCGGAAGGUCCUCUCGGUACACCCUUGGAGCCGGCCCUCCCUGCAGGACUGCCUGGCCCACCCCUGGCUGCAGGAUGCCUACCUGAUGAAGCUGCGUCGCCAGACGCUCACCUUCACCACCAACCGGCUCAAGGAGUUUCUGGGCGAGCAGCGGCGCCGCCGGGCUGAGGCUGCCACCCGUCACAAGGUGCUGCUCCGCUCCUACCCAGGCAGCCCCUAGCAGCUCGGACCACAGCCUGGCCUCGGGCUUCAACUCGGGGCUCCACUGAGGCCACGGGACAUUCCAGGGCCCCUACUGAGCCGGGUGGGCCCAGGGCUUCGGACACCACCAGCAGCAACAUCCAGCCGGGCUGUUACCUCAUGGACCUGCAGGGACAGAGGCCCUGGGCUUUGCCGAUGCCACCCCGGCCAGAGCCAGAGGGGGAGACCCAUGGGCCAGGCUGGGUGGGGGUGGGGGCACGGGAGCAGGGAAGCAGGAAGAGGGGCAAGAAGGGAAUGGGUAAGAGACAAGGAAAAGAAGCCACGGGAUAGGGAGAGGAGACUCUAGGAAGGUUCUGGCGGGGAGAGACAAUGUAUCUGGGGGGAAACCAACUUAGCAGGGUAUGAAUAGCUGGAGAGGAGGAAGAGGAAGGAGCCCAGCGUGUCAGGGCCAUGGGCUGGAAGUGAGUGUUGGUGGAGCGGGGACAGGACGUGGAGACAGCGCUAGGGAGCCAGAGCCAGCACGUGAGGGAGGGCAGCAAAGUGGGGGAGGGAGAGGAGAGGACUCAGGUGGGGUGGGGUGAGGUGGGCCAGCUGCCAGCAUCCCAGAAGGAGAACCUGGAGCACUGGGGCCUGGAAG
Panthera uncia (snow leopard) is the source of this 9920-nucleotide messenger RNA. RefSeq names its product striated muscle enriched protein kinase (gene SPEG). The record is from RefSeq and is a predicted model, not a curated record. Gene Ontology annotation, biological process: protein phosphorylation; muscle cell differentiation. The transcript is spliced from 39 exons. Gene Ontology annotation, molecular function: protein kinase activity; ATP binding; protein binding. The coding region runs from base 3 to 9302 and encodes 3099 amino acids. Lineage: Eukaryota; Metazoa; Chordata; Mammalia; Carnivora; Felidae.